GGUGAAGCUCCGGCGGAUCGCUGCUCACUCUCACCUCCUCACUUGGACAUGGAAUCACAAUCUAACGCGUUACUCUGAUCAGCGGGGGGUGCUGUUUUUGUAAAGAUCUGGCGGUAAAGGUAUGAUGACAGACAGACACACUCUGAUCAGAAAGCAUGGGGCUCAGUGGAAAGGGACAGCAGAGCCACAGGAUGGUGAUCUUUGUUGCCAUCUUCGUCCUGAUGACAAUUCUCUUCCUGUACGGCUCCAACACUGGUAGCACUGACGUCUUUACCCCCAUGCACGUGGCCGUUAAUAACCUCCUCAAGACAUCAGACCUGAAGAAGUGGGCUGGGAAAGAAGGCUAUGUGCCAUUUCAUGGGAACAAGAAUAUGAACCUGCACUGUAAUACCUGCGCGCUGGUGACAAGUUCCAGCCAUGUCUUGGGGAGUCAAGCGGGAGAAGAGAUCGACCGUGCGGAGUGUGUGAUUCGUAUGAACGACGCUCCUACGCUGGGGUUUGAAGCCGAUGUGGGCAGUCGGACUUCUCUGAGGGUCGUGGCCCAUUCCAGCGUGUUCAGGGUGGUCCGGAGGCCCAAUGAGUUCUUGCAUCGCAUGGACAACAACCCUGUGGUCAUAUUCUGGGGACCCCCGAACAAGAUUGGGAAGGAGGGCAAAGGGACUUUGUACAGACUGAUCCAGAGAGUCAGCAUGACCUACAGUAACGUGUCGUGUUUCAGUAUCAUACCAAGCAAGAUGCGCAGAUUCGACACUCUCUUUCAUAAGGAGACAGGACGAGACAGACAAAAAUCUCACUCGUGGUUGAGCACAGGCUGGUUCACAAUGGUCAUCGCCAUUGAGAUAUGUGAUAACCUCACAGUAUAUGGGAUGGUUCCACCCAAUCACUGUGGAAAAAAACCUGGAUCAAAGAAGAUUCCCUAUCACUACUACAAACCCAGGGGGCCUGAUGAAUGUGUCACUUACAUACAGAGCGAGAGCGGCAAGAGAGGAAACCACCACCGCUUCAUUACAGAGAAACACGUGUUUGCACGCUGGGCAAAGCAGUACAACAUCUCCUUCACUCACCCUGACUGGUGAACACAUAGAAAACCCUUCAGAGGUCUCUCUGCACUCACAGAGAAUUGAAUGAGUACAGACGGGAGGAUGAUGUUUGUUAAGUUCCCCGAUUGGGCCUUCAAAUCACUACGUGAUGGACGACUGCUUUUGGGGGAAAAAACAAAAUGAUUGCAGAGAUAUAUGGAAUUGUAAUCUGCCGCCAAAACUCCCUUUUGAGAGGUUUCUGAAACACUGUGUGUAUCGUCCACAUCGACACGUGGCAGUCGUGUUUUUGUAGAUAGAAAAGAAACUGAUUUUUACAUGUUUAUAACAUUUUUGUUAUGUAUCGGAAAUGCACUGUUUCCCGUGUUGAAGUGGGAGUGUAUUUAAGUAUUCUCAUUAGAUGUCAAUAAGUGGCCAACAAAAAAUACUCUAUAUAUAGCCCUUAUUUGUCCAUUAUACAGAGAAUAUAUAUAUAUAAACUAUAGUAACUGCAGUGAUACAAUUUUUCCUGUACAUCAGUUCCUGAAUCAGUACCAAAUAACAUCUACAUACAUCUCAUUUGAAUAUAUU
Messenger RNA from Limanda limanda (common dab), 1607 nucleotides. RefSeq names its product ST6 (alpha-N-acetyl-neuraminyl-2,3-beta-galactosyl-1,3)-N-acetylgalactosaminide alpha-2,6-sialyltransferase 6 (gene st6galnac6). The record is from RefSeq and is a predicted model, not a curated record. Bases 156 to 1076 code for a protein of 306 amino acids. Gene Ontology annotation, molecular function: alpha-N-acetylgalactosaminide alpha-2,6-sialyltransferase activity. Gene Ontology annotation, biological process: ganglioside biosynthetic process; oligosaccharide metabolic process. The transcript is spliced from 6 exons. NCBI's taxonomy places the organism in Eukaryota, Metazoa, Chordata, Actinopteri, Pleuronectiformes, Pleuronectidae.